This is a messenger RNA of Didymosphaeria variabile, 1056 nucleotides long. RefSeq names its product dolichyl-phosphate beta-glucosyltransferase (gene ALG5). The transcript is spliced from 3 exons. Gene Ontology annotation, cellular component: endoplasmic reticulum membrane. NCBI's taxonomy places the organism in Eukaryota, Fungi, Ascomycota, Dothideomycetes, Pleosporales, Didymosphaeriaceae. The coding region runs from base 1 to 1056 and encodes 351 amino acids. The record is from RefSeq and is a predicted model, not a curated record.
AUGCUCUGCUAUAUGGCCUUGGUCUUAUUUGCACCGGUCCCCCGCGAACCCCGCCGCUCUGAAAAGCAGUACAUCACCGUCUUGCCCAACGGGGAGCGCAGCGAGCCCAGGGAGCUCCCGUGCUGGAUCGACAAAUGGACUGCGGAGAAAGAGGUCAGCAAGAAGCGAACUGGGGGCAAGAGAAGAGAAACCCUCGCUAAGAUCGCGCUUGAGGAGCCGGAAUUAUUUAUGAGCGUUGUUGUGCCCGCGUACAACGAGGAGGAGCGGUUAACGGGCAUGCUAGAGGAAGCCGUGGAUUAUUUGCAGCAGGAAUUCGCUGGGAGAGGCUGGGAGAUCAUCCUUGUGAGCGAUGGGUCCACAGACAAGACUGUGGACAAGGCGCUGCAGUUUGCGCGUGAGCACCAGCUCAGCAAGCACAGAAAGUCGGUGUCAGGGCCGUGGAAGGACCACCUGAAGCAUGAGGAGCGCAUUCCGGAAGGCAGCAUCCGCAUCGUUGAGUUGGAAGCAAACCGCGGGAAAGGCGGUGCAGUCACGCAUGGCAUGAGGCAUGUACGAGGCAAAUACGUCGUCUUUGCAGAUGCAGACGGUGCAUCAAGAUUCAGUGACCUGGGGAAGCUGGUCGAAGGUUGCGAGAGAGUUGAAGAUGACAGAGGACGUGGAGUAGCGAUUGGCAGCCGUGCGCACUUGGUAGGCAGCGAGGCUGUCGUAAAGCGCUCUAAACUCCGCAACUUCCUAAUGCACUCCUUCCACUUGCUCCUCCGCCUCAUGACACCCCCCGCCACCGCCGCCAUCGCAGACACCCAAUGCGGCUUCAAGCUCUUCUCUCGCCCCGCCUUACCCUACAUCAUCCCGUACAUGCACAGCGAGGGCUGGAUCUUCGACGUCGAGAUGCUCAUGCUUGCGGAGAGCGGCAAGAUACCCAUGGUCGAGGUGGCUAUUGGAUGGAAGGAGGUUCUCGGGAGUAAGCUGAAUGUUGUUUGGGAUAGCUUAGGCAUGGCGUGGGGUCUGGCGGUGCUGAGGGCUGCAUGGUUAACUGGAGUUUACAAGCGGGAUUGA